Messenger RNA from Chenopodium quinoa (quinoa), 2772 nucleotides. RefSeq names its product beta-amylase 8-like. The record is from RefSeq and is a predicted model, not a curated record. Gene Ontology annotation, molecular function: beta-amylase activity. Lineage: Eukaryota; Viridiplantae; Streptophyta; Magnoliopsida; Caryophyllales; Amaranthaceae. The coding region runs from base 187 to 2304 and encodes 705 amino acids. Gene Ontology annotation, biological process: polysaccharide catabolic process. The transcript has 11 exons.
AAGUAUUAUGCAACGGAAGAAGUAUAUAUAUUGUAGUCACAACUGAUACAUAUAUAUAGUGAUACAGAGUAGAAAAAUAAAAUAAAAAAAGUGGAGUAAUUAGGCACGAUCAAACAAAGUGAGUGAGGAAGUGCUAGAAAGAAAACACUCCAAACUUCACAGUUGAUGACACCUAAUUAAAUCAAAAUGAACGGCACCGGCGAAAACUCAACUCCGACAACCUUCGAUCACCAUGAAAUCCAGCAAAAUCCCCAAAAUCCCAACCCCCAAAUCCCAAACCCUAACCCUAACCCUAACAAUUUCUCCCACUCAAAUUCCCACCAUUACCAUCACAUUUCUCAGCCCCAACAACAGCAGCAGAGCAACCGCCGUCCUCGAGGCUUCGCCGUCACCGCCGGAAAUUCCUCCGGCAGCAGCGAUGGUAAAGGGAGGAGAGAGAGAGAAAAGGAAAAGGAGCGAACCAAGCUUCGGGAGCGGCAUCGGCGAGCCAUCACGAGCCGCAUGCUCUCCGGUCUCCGGCAAUACGGGAAUUUCCCACUUCCCGCUCGCGCCGACAUGAAUGACGUGCUCGCCGCUCUUGCUCGGGAAGCUGGUUGGAUGGUUGAGCCUGAUGGCACUACUUAUCGAUCUUCUCCUCCUCCUUCUCAGCUGGGAGGGCUUCCUGUUAGGUCUUCUGAAAGUCCCCUUUCUGCUAGUUCUUUGAAGAAUUGCUCCAUGAAAGCAUCAUUAAACUGUCAGCCAGCAGUUCUUGGAAUUGAUGAAAAUUUGUCACCAGCAUCUCUUGAUUCUGUCGUCGUUACAGAGAUGGAAACAAAAAGUGAGAAAUACAGCACGAGCAAUAUUGACUCACCUGAAUCUUUUGAGGCACAUCAGUUGAUACAACAUGUUCAAUCAGACUUUCGCGAGGAUGAUUACUCUGGAACCCCAUGUGUUCCUGUGUAUAUUAAGCUCCAAAGUGGCAUCGUCAACAGUUAUUGCCAGCUUGUUGAUCCUGACGGCAUUAGACAGGAGCUAAAGCAUCUGAAAUCAUUAAAUGUGUAUGGGGUCGUUGUAGACUGUUGGUGGGGAAUUGUUGAAGGAUGGACUCCACAGAAGUACAUGUGGUUGGGAUAUCGGGAGUUGUUUAUGAUCAUCCGAGAAUUUCAGCUAAAAGUGCAGGUUGUGUUGGCCUUUCAUGAGUAUGGAGGAAGCGAUUCUGGUAAUGUUUUCAUCUCACUCCCUCACUGGGUCCUAGAGAUUGGGAAAGACAACCAAGACAUAUUCUUCACAGAUCGCGAAGGACGGAGAAACACUGAAUGUUUAUCAUGGGGCAUUGACAAAGAACGAGUAUUAAGAGGAAGAACUGGUAUCGAGGUUUACUUUGAUUUUAUGAGAAGCUUCCGUUCAGAGUUUGAUGAUAUAUUUGGUGAUGGUCUUAUCACUGCUGUUGAAAUUGGUCUAGGAGCAUCAGGGGAGCUGAAGUUUCCUUCUUUCCCAGAAAGAUUGGGAUGGAGAUAUCCUGGUGUUGGUGAGUUUCAGGCCAUACUGUUGGUGAGUCCUUGCAGAGCAUCUUUCGACUUCUUGCAUUGGUGCCACCGUGCCAGAUACUUGCAACAGAAUUUAAGGAAGGCUGCAAAAUUGCGUGGCCACUCAUUUUGGGCACGGGGCCCUGAUAAUGCAGGGAAUUAUAAUUCAAGGCCACCUGAAACUGGGUUUUUCUGUGAAAAAGGUGAUUAUGAAAGCUACUUUGGACGUUUUUUCUUGAACUGGUAUGCGCAGAUGUUGAUAGACCAUGCUGACAAUGUAUUAUCAUUGGCAAGCCUUGCAUUUGAAGAAACACAGAUUGUUGUUAAGAUUCCAGCAGUCUAUUGGUGGUACAAGACCCCUAGCCAUGCAGCUGAGCUUACCGCAGGGUACUAUAACCCAACAAAUCGGGAUGGAUACUCUCCUGUUUUUGAAGUUCUCAGAAAGCAUUCUGUGACAAUGAAAUUUGUGUGCCCAAGAUCCUAUAUUCAUUGUCGGGAAAAUGAUGAGUCAUCUGCUGAUCCUGAAAGUUUGAGUUGGCAGGUAUUGAAUACAGCCUGGGACUAUGGUUUGACUGUUGCUGGUCAAAAUGGUGAUCCAUGUUUUGACAGGGGAGAACACGUAAAAAUGGUUGAGACUUCAAAGCCAAACAACGAUCCUGACCGUCGCCAUUUUUCAUUCUUUGUGUUUCAGCUACCAUCUCCUUUUGUGCAGAGAACAUAUUGUUUCUCAGAGUUGGACAAUUUCAUCAAAAACAUGCACGGAGAAAAUGGAUGUCAUCAAGAACCUGCUCAAGUCUAGUGUAAGGACUCCUUGAAAUAUGUCUUUUUAAGAUGCCUGAUUUGAACACAACCUAGCAAGCUUUCCUUGGAGCUCCUCCUUUGAAGAUACUUUGCUCGAACACAAGCUAGCUGCUAGCAAGCUGAGAUUUGGUUAGAAAACAUGGUAUGAUCACAGUUGCAAAGUGCUGAUGUAGAAGUGUAGAUCUGAGGUGAUGUGAAACAAUAUUUCAAGGAAUGAAAUUGAAAGUUUUCAAGUACACAAAAGCUAAGUCAGUCUUCUGUUUGGUUGGCCUGAACUAUUUGUGUCUGAAAUUUCUUUUUUCAUACAUGUCUUAUACAUCAUUCUUCAUCCUCCAGUAAUUAGGAGUGUUACAUGACUACAUUCUCUUCAUGAAAUACCAUGAGAAGAUUAACUAUCAACUUCCAUGAUUAAAGGAUCACAAUAAUCUAUAAUUAUAUACGAGUAGGAUUCUUCCCCUUUCUGUAA